Molecule: messenger RNA, 837 nt
Organism: Myripristis murdjan (pinecone soldierfish)
Lineage: Eukaryota; Metazoa; Chordata; Actinopteri; Holocentriformes; Holocentridae
Product: stonustoxin subunit beta-like
Exons: 1
Molecular function (GO): protein binding
Source: RefSeq, a predicted model, not a curated record
GAACUCAAACUGGACACAAACACAGCAAACAGAAACCUCGUCCUGUCUGAGGACAACAGGAAGGUGACAGCAGGGAGAGAAGAGCAGCCAUAUCCUGAUCACCCAGAGAGGUUUGACACCUGGAGACAGAUCCUGUGUAGAGAUGGUCUGACUGGUCGCUGCUACUGGGAGGUCGAGUGGGAAGGAAGGGUUUCAGUGGCAGUGACUUACAGAGGAAUCAACAGGAAAGGAAACAGUGAUGACUGUUGGCUUGGCAGGAAUGACAAGUCCUGGAAUCUGGACUGCUCUGAUGGUGGUUUCAUUGCCAAGCACAAUAACAGAGGAACAGACAUCCCUGCCCCCUCCUCCUCUAACAGAGUGGCAGUGUAUCUGGACUGGCCUGCUGGCUCUCUGUCCUUCUACAGCGUCUCCUCUGACACACUGAUCCACCUCCACACCUUCAACACCACCUUCACUGAGCCUCUGUACCCGGGGUUUGAGCUCUGGUUAUAUGACUCCUCAGUGUCUCUGUGUGAAUUUGUGGAGUGAGAGUCACCUCCUGUGUGGGGAAACACACACACACACACACACACACACCCCACAUGCAGGGAAAUGGUGUCCUGUUGGCAGCAGCAUCACCUGAGCCUCCACCAUGUGAUUUAUCUGCUGCUCCUUGUGGCCUGGUACAUGUCGCUGAAACAUCUACAAAGUUCAAACAGUGAAGCAGUGAACACAAAAGUAGCGUCUGGACGAAUGACAGGAAGAUCCAGUAGCUGUCCACCUCAGUGACCUCAGUCAUAUUUCUAGUCUAGGUUUCAUUGGCAUAGAACAGGUCAGUCUGCCACCUAGAGGCCAAAA